Messenger RNA from Schizosaccharomyces cryophilus OY26, 1476 nucleotides. Its product is annotated as nucleocytoplasmic transport chaperone Srp40. The record is from RefSeq and is a predicted model, not a curated record. The coding region runs from base 33 to 1097 and encodes 354 amino acids. The transcript has a single exon. Gene Ontology annotation, molecular function: protein binding. Gene Ontology annotation, cellular component: nucleoplasm; nucleolus. Lineage: Eukaryota; Fungi; Ascomycota; Schizosaccharomycetes; Schizosaccharomycetales; Schizosaccharomycetaceae.
CAAAAUUCUGCUCAGCAUCACCGAUCGUCGAGAUGGGAGGAAUUGACGUGAAGAACAAGGUUUGCCCUUUAGUUUAUCAAUUUUUGAUUGAUAAUGGGUUUGAAAAGACGGCAAAGGCCUUCGCAAAGGAAGGAAAUAUCCAAACUGCUGAAAAAAAGACACCUAAGAAAAGUUUGGUAGAUUUAUUGUCUCAUAAGGAAAUUGUCUCUUACGUUUCAGACGAAAAAGAAAAAGCUACUGAAAAGGGAAAGAAAAAGUCCAAGGAGGAAAGCAGUGAUGAAUCUGACUCUGAGUCAGAGUCUACAUCUUCAUCUGAUGAGGAAUCUUCUUCUUCUGAUUCAGAAGAAUCCUCCUCUUCUUCUUCUUCAAGUGAGAGCGAAUCCUCUGAUAGCGAAGAAGAAUCUUCAGACUCUUCAAGUGAAUCUAGUUCUUCCUCUUCCUCCUCAUCUGAUGAAGAAUCUCGCUCCUCUUCUUCUGAUGAAGAGGAUAGUUCUGACAGCAGCUCUUCUGAGUCUGAAUCUUCUUCUGAAUCCUCAUCUUCUGAAAAAAGUGAUUCAAGCUCUUCCAGUGACGAAUCCGACUCGGACUCCGAUGACAAAUCCAGCUCAUCAGAUGAGGAUAGUGACUCUGAGUCGAGCUCUUCUAGUAAAUCUUCUUCCUCCUCUGAUGAAAGUUCUUCAUCCAGUGAUUCCUCAUCUUCUGAUUCAGACUCAGAUUCCGAAUCAGAAAAAAGCAGCUCGGAGUCCUCUAGUGAAGAAUCCAAAGCAUCCUCUUCAUCGACCAGUGGCUCUGCAGCAUCUGAAAACGCUAACAAGCGCAAGCACGAGGAUUCUCCAAGUGAUACAGCUUCAUCGAAAUCUUCCCGUGUAGAAAACAAGCCUUUUAGUCGAGUUGGUGAUCCUUCUCAAUGGCAGUUUGCUUCUGAUGCUCAUAAGAAUAAUUCCUUCAACUUUGGCGAAGAUGAUUAUGGUGCCAAGGCUAAUCAAGACUUGAGUGUUACUCGCGGUAAAGGAUUCCGUCAAGAGAAGAAUAAAAAGAAACGUGGUAGUUACCGUGGUGGUAGAAUUAAUUUGGAAGUAAGAAGCAUCAAGUUUUAAUCGUUCUCUCUUUCUUUCAUUCUUUUUUUGGUUUAGACAGGUUUAUUACGGAUAGGAAUGCGUCGCUUUAUAUCAAUAUAUUUAUAGUAAACAUUGGUAGGACAGGAAACAUUGUGCAUCAAUUGCCCAGGCUUUAGGAAUGUUCUCAGUAAAACGUGCCGAGUCCUCUUUUGCGCAUCUAUUGUUUUCUUGGUGCCAAUCUAAUUAAAUCAAAAGCAUUAUAAAUAUAGUCUGAUAAUAGCGUUUCGCAAAUAAUCCACCCGGGAUGAAAAUAAAAAGCAGUGUAGGGCACUCGCGAUUGUGUAGUUUUCACUUUUUCUUAAAUAAAGAUUAACAUUACUGACAAACUAAUUGUAGUUUUGUAUUUCACAAUAAUUAC